Arvicanthis niloticus (Nile rat) is the source of this 888-nucleotide messenger RNA. It is a transcript of the gene Upk1a, whose product is annotated as uroplakin 1A. Gene Ontology annotation, cellular component: membrane. The record is from RefSeq and is a predicted model, not a curated record. Lineage: Eukaryota; Metazoa; Chordata; Mammalia; Rodentia; Muridae.
AAGAUGGCUUCUGCAGCGACAGAGGGAGAGAAAGGGUCUCCUGUGGUGGUGGGGCUGCUGGUCGUGGGCAACAUCAUUAUUCUGCUGUCAGGCCUGGCCCUGUUUGCGGAGACGGUGUGGGUAACAGCUGACCAGUACCGCGUGUACCCACUGAUGGGCGUCUCAGGCAAGGAUGACGUCUUCGCUGGGGCCUGGAUUGCCAUCUUCUGCGGCUUCUCCUUCUUCGUGGUGGCCAGCUUUGGUGUAGGAGCUGCGCUCUGUCGGCGGCGAUACAUGAUCCUCACGUACCUGCUGCUGCUGCUCAUUGUCUACAUCUUUGAGUGUGCCUCCUGCAUCACAUCCUACACCCACCGAGACUACAUGGUGUCCAACCCGUCCCUGAUAACCAAGCAAAUGUUGACCUACUACAGUGCAGACACUGACCAGGGCCAGGAGCUAACCCGCCUCUGGGACCGGAUCAUGAUUGAGCAAGAGUGCUGUGGCACAUCUGGCCCCAUGGACUGGGUGAAUUACACAUCAGCCUUCCGGGAAGCCACCCCGGAAGUGGUGUUCCCGUGGCCCCCACUGUGCUGCCGUCGGACAGGGAACUUCAUCCCCAUCAAUGAAGAUGGCUGCCGAGUGGGCCACAUGGACUACCUAUUUACCAAGGGUUGCUUCGAGCACAUCGGCCACGCCAUUGACAGCUACACGUGGGGCAUAUCGUGGUUUGGCUUUGCCAUCUUGAUGUGGACACUUCCUGUGAUGCUGAUAGCCAUGUAUUUCUACACCACUCUCUGAGGAGGAAGGGGAGACCAUAGAUGCCCUCUGCCAGAAGCUCCUGCCUCUCUGCUGUGCUUGGACAUCCUCUGGCUCCUCCCUAACCUACCUUCAUGUACCUUCAUGUACCUC